Molecule: messenger RNA, 4243 nt
Organism: Haplochromis burtoni (Burton's mouthbrooder)
Lineage: Eukaryota; Metazoa; Chordata; Actinopteri; Cichliformes; Cichlidae
Gene: map4k5
Product: mitogen-activated protein kinase kinase kinase kinase 5
Exons: 36
Coding region: 549-3284 (911 amino acids)
Biological process (GO): protein phosphorylation
Molecular function (GO): ATP binding; MAP kinase kinase kinase kinase activity
Source: RefSeq, a predicted model, not a curated record
GCAGCGUCCAAUAACUGCGACUCCACAAAGAUUAGUAACACACUGUUGCUUUUAAGGGAGCGUGUUAUUUCAGUAAAUCCAACAGUUUAUUGUUUAUGUAGUCUAACGUUAGUAUUCUACCCAUGAGCCCGAGGCUAAUCUAAAACUGUCAGCCGAGGGAAAUGACAUGGCAACGGCAAAACUUAACGCUGGCUUGCGGGGAUUUGAAGUCGACCCUGUCGCUUUUUCUCUGAAGGAGUGAACUGCAGCAGCAGCAGCAGCAGCAGGACCAGCAAGCGAGUGAAGUUUACUACUGUUCCCUCGAUAACAAAAGAGGGGGACCGCCUUUGUUUUUUUGGAUAACUAUUCGACGCCAUCGCACAGUUAAAAGCCUGAAAACGAUUCGGAGUUCAAGACAUGCUCCCGCCGUGUUUGUGUUGUUGAAGGACAUGGACAACAGGGACGGGCAGUCUGAGUAACACUGACUCAAAACCAUUGUUGCAUCAGAUCAUCGACACCACCGUUGGUCAGUCCAAAUAAAUGUAAAGGCAUCUCUGGGUCAAGUUACCAUGGAUAUCUUUACCCGGCCAAGCAAUGAAAUCCAAAGGAGGAACCCUCAGCAUGACUUUGAACUCAUUCAGAGGGUUGGAAGUGGCACAUAUGGAGACGUGUAUAAGGCUCGAAACAUACAAACCGGAGAGCUUGCUGCUGUGAAGGUCAUAAAGUUGGAACCAGGGGAUGACUUUUCCAUCAUACAGCAGGAAAUCUUCAUGGUGAAGGAAUGCAAGCACCACAAUAUUGUGGCCUACUUUGGGAGCUACCUCUGUCGAGAGAAACUUUGGAUAUGCAUGGAGUACUGCGGGGGAGGAUCUCUGCAGGACAUCUAUCAUGUGACUGGACCUCUGUCAGAGCUUCAAAUAGCAUACGUCUGCAGAGAGACCUUACAGGGUUUGGGAUAUCUCCACAUUAAGGGGAAGAUGCACCGCGAUAUCAAGGGUGCCAACAUACUGCUGACAGACAACGGAGACGUGAAGUUGGCUGACUUUGGAGUUGCAGCCAAAAUAACAGCCACCAUUGCCAAAAGAAAGUCCUUUAUCGGAACACCUUAUUGGAUGGCUCCUGAAGUAGCUGCAGUGGAGAAGAACGGGGGCUACAACCAGCUGUGUGACGUCUGGGCUGUUGGCAUCACAGCCAUAGAGUUGGCUGAGCUCCAGCCUCCGAUGUUUGACUUGCAUCCAAUGAGGGCCUUGUUUUUGAUGUCGAAGAGUAGCUUCCAGCCUCCGAAGCUAAAAGAUAAGAGCAAAUGGUCUCCUGCCUUCCAUAACUUUGUGAAAGUGUGUUUAACAAAGAGCCCAAAGAAGCGGCCCACUGCAGAAAAAAUUCUAGGGCAUGUGUUUAUGGCUCAGACGGGUUUGACGAGGAGACUUGCCACAGAGCUUAUUGAUAAGAUGAACAACCCGGACAACCACCAGAAUUUUGGAGAAAUGGAUGAGGAUGACCUUGAGUUUCAGGGAAACAGCGAAGUCAGACACACCAUCCGCUCCACCAACAAGCAUGCCAGAGCUGAGAGGACGCGCUCAGAGAUCGACUCAAACAAUGGAACAGACCAAAGAGAGCCACCCUCAAGUCCUAGCUUCACUGAGGGACACAGGGUGGAUGCAGUUGACAAGCUCCAGUUUAAAGCACCAGUACAGAAGGAAACUGCGGCUCAUUAUGAAACGGAUGUCAAAGAUAAUGACUUCUCCCCCUGGAGUCCUUUUGCAGAAGGAGGAAUAACAACCAGGGGACACGUCGCCCAUCUUGAAGAUGCCUUUGAUGAUACGGAGCGAUCAACCAUCAAGCCAGGCGUUCCUCCUCCUCUGCCUCCAAAGUGUUAUGUUUCUUCUCAGCCAACUUCAAGCACCUCAUCAGAGGAAAUGGGCCUUAACGAUGAGAGGUCUGCGACAGUAAAGAGGUUCCCUAACUCGGAGAAUGGACCGAGCCAAGUGGCUCGCAGACAGAGCACACCUGAGCAGGGCAACAAGGUGGAGAACUCAUCUCCAGACCUCCUGUCAGCCAGCGUCAGUAGCCCCGGCCUUUUGUCGCACUCCUCGGAUCCUGCUCCAAGUAAAUCUGAACUUAAAGAUAAUGAUUCAGAUGGCAGUGUAAAUGGAGGGAGUCCCAAGCCACCAUCCAGUGAGCAAAACCGGAAGGAGAAAAAGGAAUUCCCUAAACCAGCUAUCAACGGCCUGCCACCCACUCCUAAAGUACUGAUGGGAGCCUGCUUCUCUAAAGUGUUUGAUGGCUGUCCAUUGAAGAUCAACUGUGCCACGUCAUGGAUCCAUCCAGACACCAAAGAUCAGUACCUAAUCUUUGGGACAGAAGAUGGCAUUUAUACUCUGAAUCUUAAUGAGUUGCAUGAAGCUACAAUGGAGCAGCUCUUCCCAAGGAAAUGCACGUGGCUGUACGUUAUCAACAACAACCUGAUGUCUUUAUCAGAAGGUAAAACCUUCCAGCUGUACUCCCACAAUCUCAUCGGGCUGUUCGAGCAGAUGAAGAAGCCGGGCCUGGCCGCUCAGUUCCAGACUCAUCGCUUCCCUUUGCCCAAGAGAUUUGCCUUGACAACUAAGAUCCCUGACACAAAGGGCUGUCACAAGUGCUGCAUUGUGAGAAACCCGUAUACUGGCCACAAGUACCUGUGUGGAGCGCUUCAGUCUGGGAUUGUCCUUUUGCAGUGGUAUGAGCCCAUGCAGAGAUUUAUGCUCAUCAAGCACUUUGACUUCCCUCUUCCCAGCCCGCUAAAGGUGUUUGAGAUGCUGGUGGUUCCAGAGCAGGAGUAUCCUCUGGUGUGUGUUGCCAUCAGCCAGGCCACAGAGCCGAGUCAGGUGGUCUGCUUUGAGACUAUCAACCUCAACUCCUGCUCAUCAUGGUUCACAGAAAUUGGACCAGGUAAUCAGCAGGUGGACGCAAUCCAUGUCACCCAGCUGGAGAGAGACACAGUGUUGGUGUGUUUGGACCAAAAUGUGAAGAUCGUUAAUCUCCUGGGCAGACUGAAAUCCAACAAGAAGCUGGCUUCUGAGCUCAGCUUUGACUUCUGCAUCGAAGCUGUUGUGUGCCUUCAGGACAGCGUUCUGGCCUUUUGGAAACAUGGCAUGCAAGGAAAGAGCUUCAAGUCCAAUGAGGUAACCCAGGAGAUUUCUGAUCCAAGCAGAGUCUUCCGCCUCCUUGGAUCUGACAGGGUGGUGGUCUUAGAGAGUCGACCGACCGACAACCCCACGGCCCUGAGCAACCUCUAUAUUUUAGCAGGUCACGAGAACAGUUACUGAUCCUCAGCCAGUGACUCACCAGGUCUUUGAAAAGUGGAUAAGAGGCCUCACUUUUGGGAGAAAAUGACACUCUUAGACCUGCGUUUCUGUUACGAGAAUUGUCCGGUUUAAAAGCGUUUUUGGGAGCUUUUGUUACUGAUCACGGGAUCUGCAGGUCAGUAAAAGAGGAGCCUGGUCAGUUCGGAUUCAUACGUAGCCUUUCACCAGCAAGACGUUAACUGUAGCCUCCGUCAUCUCAAACAAUGCGAGGACUGUUACGAGCAGGAGGAGAAGCAGUAAAAAGCUUGAAUAAUCAUCAUUACUUAGCGUUUUCCUCACUUUCCUGUUCUGUGGACUGAGUUACAAACAAAUUAUCUAGCGGUAUUAUUACAAAAGUGCCAUUAAAAUUCACAAGAAUUGUGAUUGUAUUAGGAAACCAUGGGAGAUUUGUUGUGUUAUUGUCUGUCACUCAUAAUUACUGCCUGUGGCAAACCUUAGUAAGCUUGAGAGGAGAUUUUACAAGCUCUGUAGUGAGAAUAAUAGAUCAGUUGAAACAGAAACUCACAAGUGCUGUGGGUUAUUUAAGCAAUAUUUAUUAACCUCAUCUUCCGUAAGAGGGUAUGUUGGAUUUAUACACGGUGACGGAGCGGUCUGCUGUGUUAAAAUUAACUACCUAAGCAGCUUUGGGUUAUUUUUACUGCUCUGUAAUAUAGUUGCAUCUCCUGCUCUGCUGCAUUUUUUUUUUUUUUUUUUUUUUUUUUAGAAAUUGGAUAUACUGUACAUGUUUUUGUUUUUAUUUUUCUUUACCCCCCUCUUUUAUAGACCCUUUACUUAUCAUUAUUUGCACCAUGUAAGCACUUUUGUACAUUUUUAUUUAAAAUAAAAAGACAAAAUGAGGGACUGCUAGGUUUUAUUAACAUCUCUGCAUUCCCUUUGCUUAAUGUGUACUGUUUUUAUAAUAAAAGCUGUUGUUAACAUGA